This is a messenger RNA of Amoebophrya sp. A120, 2544 nucleotides long. Lineage: Eukaryota; Dinophyceae; Syndiniales; Amoebophryaceae. The record is from the annotation of a GenBank genome assembly.
GUUAAGUAGCCUAAACUUUAUCUUUAACUUUUACGUUUUCACUAAAGUGCAGGCUUCUUUGCACUUGUUGGUUGCUGUAGUUUUCUGCAAUACCGUGCAGCCGCAAAAUCAUGUUGUGGGUUGUGGAAGGUUUGCUCGAGUUGAAACGGACACCGGAGCGUCAUGCGGACGCUUGGUCGGGUAGCAUGACUUGCUUGAUGUUGCUUCUGCCCUCCGCUGGAAUUCACGCCUCUGUGGGUAGCGACCUUGGCAGCGAGAGUCCUUGGUACUACGUGCUGACGGUCUUCCUGGUUCUCUUGUUUUGCGUUGCUUUUUACUUUCUGCUUGCGACGUGGCUGACGGAUCCGGGGACGCUGCCAAAGAGGUUGGAGACUCCGGAUGAGAUCUUUGAAAUUUGCAACAUUUGCCCGCCGGGUGUAGCACCAGAGCCAGACGAGGAAGCGAAGAAUGCAAGCUCAACAUAUCGCGACGCGAAUCCGCCGAGGCUCGUCGAUUUGGAGGAGGAAUUUCUACGAAAAGGACAACAAAAUGCCGCCGCCGCUUCGACAACGGAAGGGACUGAGGCUGGAGAUUCCACCCUGCAGACGACCACGUUGUUCCCGAUUGUUGAGUUGCACAAGGUAGUAGAUGCAGGUAGAAGUGGCGGGGCUAGGGAAUCAGGAGACACCAGCUCGCAACCUUUUGUCGUAGAGGACGAGCUGGAGCUCGACGAGAAAGGUGAGGUCAAGCGACCAUGGAUGCAGCCGGACCCAGUCACUGGCAAAAUGGUGUAUUAAGCUGCAUUUUUUUGUGGUCGAGCUUGCGUUUUUAGUACGAUCUUUUUUGUGGCGUCUCCGACGUAGCUUAUGUAGUUACCGUGCUUCGCCGAAUUUUUUCCUCUUGAUCGCAAAAACACUACACAGGAGCCGUCCUACUAUGCGGAAGAGCCGAUUGCGGUGUUCUUUCGGUGCGGCGAUCCGGAGAAGCCGACCUGUGUCCUGAAGGAGAAGCUGCGAACCGAGGUGGAGCAGAAGCGCUGGGCCAAAAUGAAAAAUGACCCGUGGCCGCCUCUAGCGGCGUUGGAAGAAAAUCGGCGGCAAUACCGGGUAAAAAAGGAGAAGCAGAGAGCGGAGAAAGAAGAAGUCGAACGGGGGCAGCAGCUGCAAGAGGGCAAACACAACUCUUCGAUGCCUUCGAAAUUAGAUCAUGCCGACGAUAAUUCUCUCUUCGACAGUGCCGGCCAUUUCCACUGUCCCUUGUGCGCGGUCGCAGAUUUCUAUUGUACGAGCGCCAGGACUUUCGCCGCUCUUUUCACGAACCAUUUGUGCAGGCGAGCGCUGCGAAAACUCGAAUUCUUCAUUCGAUGUCGCCGGAGAAAGAUACAGCAGAGGGCCGCGCAGAAAGACAUCACCGCCGCUGACAGCUACAACGUUGGCAGUGUUUUUUUCGAGGGGUUGCAUACCGCCGCCGCUGCAGCAGCAAGUCGGGACUUCGCGGCAACUGUUGAGGACGGUGGUGCAAAAAUUACCUCUACCAACCAGGUGAAAAUCGUGCCGCAAACCUUUGACGCUCUUCCGACGCAGCAACCCGUGCUGUCCGCGUUAACACCCCAAGCGAAUGUGCCGGGACAGCAGGAGGCGCCGUCGCAGGCGGACCUGGCGCCGGAGUCGCAACAGGCGAGAACUACAACAAGCACGAUCCCGAAAGUUCGGGUUCCGUACCUCUCGAGCCACGACUCGGCGACCAACCGGACGUGGCGCCGGGCCCUGGAGUCCGAGCGAAUGAAGAACAUAGCGUUCCUGCCGCCGAAAAACCAGCUUUUUAUGAGGGGGUUCGGGGGCGAGCGGCUGGCGCUGAAAUGGUGCCCACCCUGCAGCAUCUACCGCCCGCCCCGCAGCGUGCAUUGCCGCCAGUGCAACCGGUGCGUAGAAAAGUUCGACCACCACUGUCCGUGGGUGGGGAAUUGCGUGGGGCGGUUUAACAUGAAGUUCUUCCUCGGCUUCACCGGUUUCACGGGGUUGCUCUGCUUCUGCACCUUCUUUUACUGCGUCCUGCACGCCUGGGUGGACUCGGCCGCACGGGACAUCUACAUCUGGCGGUGGCUGGCCAUGGAGCGCGCGGGAACCACCGUUGUGCUGGUGUUCACGUUUUUUGCCGGGUGGGGACCCACGACCAUGUGCCUGGUCGCCGGCUUGCAGACCUUGGCGAACCGUACCACGUACGAAAUCAUCAAGUGGCCCUGGGCGUCGAUCGCGCCGGGCGGCUUGAACCGCCUAGAAAAGGGCUCACGGGGAACCACGUACUACCACAUCUACCGUCGUGAAAGCCUCUGGGACAACUUGCGAGAAGUUUUUUACGAGGACCAUGUCAGGCGGGCUCCCUUGGGGUCUAUUUGGGAUCCAAGGCGAACCUUGGCUACAGGAAAAAAAGAUUGUUGAGUUUUUUGAUUGAUCAGCCGCGGUUGAAUUGGGCCGCACACAGUUGUUUCGCAGCAAGGACGAUGCCCUUGAUUCUGUAGGAGAGAACCGCAGGCAUCUGAUGCUUCCCCCAGGAAAAACACGAGGG